AUGAUUUCGCGGCUCUUAGGUCAUAACGGGCUGGAACCGCUUCUGGAGAGAAUAUCUUCGAUAGUAGAUCACCGGUACCACCGCUUGGAACAUUCUCCCUCCACCCGCAAAUCCGGGGAACAACUUGACAGCGCAAAUGUUACAUCUUCCGAUGCAGCCAAGCUUUACAUUGAUUCCUAUUUCAGUCAGAUCCACCCGGUCCAUCCAUUCUUGGAUCGCCAAACUUUCGAGACCAGAUCCUUCAAAUCCGGCCUGGCAGCUGAUUUAGCCACUGAUGUUUCUUGGUCGGCGUUAUAUCAUGCUGUCCUUGCUCUGGGGUGUCAAUAUCACGGAGGAGCUGCGUUCGAACCCAGGAAAGGGGAGUCCUGGAAGUUCUAUCGCAUAGCUUUAGGUCUUUUCCCGGAGAUACUGGUCGGGAAGAAGACUCUUGUCACUGCACAGGCUAUUGUGGCCCUAAACUUCUCUUAUAUGCAUAUAGAUGAGCUUUUGAUUGGAGAAGCAGCUCGAACAGCACAGGAGAUUGGCCUGAACCAGGCUUCAACUUUGCCAGAAAGUACCGUCCGACAUCAGACGUUCUGGGUGAUAUAUGCGCUUGAGAAACUACUGGCCUUCAACCAUGCAAAGAGCUCUGUGAUUAUGGACUCAGAUAUUGGGUGCCCCAUUCCAUCCGUUCCUGAGGCGACAUUCGGAGACUAUGACUGGCUAUUUGCUACAGCCAGUUUCGCGCGUCUACUGUCACGAGCUUAUGAAGGCCUCUUUUCAAUCUCUGCUACCCUCAACACCCAGGAAGCGUACUAUGAAAAAUUGGACGCGAUUACGGAUUUACUUGAACGAUGGCGCCUGUCUAUCCCUCUUGCCUUUCGACCCGGAGAAGCAUUCCAUGCUCGAUCAUUCAGGAGCUCGUGUGAGACCCUCGUCGCAUUGACAACACAUUUCUACUAUCAUGAUGCCUCAAUCUCCCUAUGCCGUCUGACGCUCCAUGUUGGGAAAAACCAAGAUGGACCGCGACAAAUUGAGAGCAAGACCAUUCUCAUGCGGUCAGCGAGGUCGAUCAUAGAGUUGUUGAGGCACAUUGACAUCGAACCAUAUACCCCCGUCUAUACCAUUGCACUGCUACCGCUGAGUGCACUUUUCAUUCUUUUCGAUCUUGUUAUCCACAAUCCCAGCCAUCCCGAAACCUCCGGCAAUCUGGCGCUGCUAGAAGUGGCUGCCGGUCACUUUAGUAGACUGGAGUAUGUCAGCGGGGGUACUCUACCAAGUUCUAUACUUGCUGAAUUCGCUUACCUUGCUCGGAAUUAUGUCCGUACCCAUGGGUGUCAACCUGGAAGUGACGGAGCUCCCCCGUCAGGACUCAUCUCCCAAAAUGAUUGGUUGGCAGACAACUCCGCUUCCGCUGUACACGGCACCAACCAAAUCCUGGGUCCCUUACCGCCGUCAAUGGAUCUACCGCGCACGCUGCCUUUGAUGUUACCGACAUUCGACGCGUCUGCGCAUGAUGCCGACUCCGCUACAGGGUUCAACGUGAUGGAGCUUUUUGGAUCCAUGAUACAGUCUGAUUAUGAUACAUUUUUCAGCCCACCUUAG
This is a messenger RNA of Aspergillus terreus NIH2624, 1584 nucleotides long. RefSeq names its product fungal specific transcription factor domain-containing protein. Lineage: Eukaryota; Fungi; Ascomycota; Eurotiomycetes; Eurotiales; Aspergillaceae. Gene Ontology annotation, molecular function: zinc ion binding; DNA binding. The coding region runs from base 1 to 1584 and encodes 527 amino acids. The record is from RefSeq and is a predicted model, not a curated record. The transcript is spliced from 5 exons. Gene Ontology annotation, biological process: DNA-templated transcription.